This is a messenger RNA of Penaeus indicus, 2239 nucleotides long. It is a transcript of the gene Hsc70-3, whose product is annotated as endoplasmic reticulum chaperone BiP. The transcript is spliced from 2 exons. The record is from RefSeq and is a predicted model, not a curated record. Gene Ontology annotation, molecular function: ATP binding; ATP-dependent protein folding chaperone. Bases 26 to 1993 code for a protein of 655 amino acids. Gene Ontology annotation, cellular component: cytoplasm; nucleus; endoplasmic reticulum lumen. Lineage: Eukaryota; Metazoa; Arthropoda; Malacostraca; Decapoda; Penaeidae. Gene Ontology annotation, biological process: endoplasmic reticulum unfolded protein response.
CUGACUAUUUUUUUUCUUGCAGACUAUGAGGUGUUGGACAGCAUUAGCAGCGAUCGCUGCCGUCAUGGCAGUGGCUGCAACGGCGAAGGACAAGAAGGAAGAAGUUGGAACCGUCAUUGGUAUCGACUUGGGAACCACUUAUUCAUGCGUUGGUGUGUUCAAGAACGGGCGAGUCGAGAUCAUUGCCAACGACCAGGGUAACCGCAUCACCCCCUCCUACGUCGCCUUCACUGCCGACGGCGAGCGUCUGAUUGGUGACUCUGCGAAGAACCAGCUGACGACCAACCCCGAGAACACGGUGUUCGAUGCCAAGCGUCUCAUCGGCCGAGAAUGGACCGACAAGUCCGUUCAGCACGACAUCCAGUUCUUCCCCUUCAAAGUGAUCAACAAGAACGACAAGCCUCAUAUCAAGGUCGCCACCACCCAGGGCGAGAAGGUCUUUGCCGCAGAGGAGAUUUCCGCCAUGGUGCUGGGCAAGAUGAAAGAGACCGCUGAGGCUUACCUAGGCAAGCCCGUGACCCACGCUGUUGUCACCGUCCCUGCCUACUUCAACGACGCUCAGCGCCAGGCCACCAAGGACGCUGGCACCAUCGCCGGCCUCACCGUCAUGAGGAUCAUCAACGAGCCCACCGCCGCCGCCAUCGCCUACGGCAUCGACAAGAAGGACGGCGAGAAGAACAUCCUGGUCUUCGAUCUGGGCGGCGGAACCUUCGACGUCUCCCUCCUCACCAUCGACUCGGGCGUGUUCGAGGUCGUGGCCACCAACGGAGACACUCAUCUUGGAGGCGAGGACUUCGAUCAGCGAGUGAUGGACCACUUCAUCAAGCUGUACAAGAAAAAGAAGGGCAAGGAUAUCAGGAAGGACAACCGUGCCGUGCAGAAGCUCCGUCGUGAAGUGGAGAAGGCCAAGCGCUCCCUCUCCUCCAGCCACCAGGUCAGGAUCGAGAUCGAGUCCUUCUUCGAGGGUGAUGAUUUCUCGGAGACCCUCACCCGUGCCAAGUUCGAGGAGCUGAACAUGGAUCUCUUCAGGUCCACCAUGAAGCCCGUGCAGAAGGUGCUGGAAGACUCUGACCUCCAGAAGAAGGAAAUUGACGAGAUUGUACUUGUUGGUGGUUCCACUCGUAUCCCUAAGAUCCAGCAGCUGGUGAAGGAGUUCUUCGGUGGCAAGGAGCCAUCCCGAGGCAUCAACCCAGAUGAGGCUGUGGCUUAUGGCGCUGCUGUCCAGGCUGGUGUGCUCUCUGGUGAGGACGACACCAACGACCUCGUGCUGCUCGACGUGAACCCCUUGACCCUGGGUAUUGAGACCGUGGGAGGUGUCAUGACCAAGCUGAUCCCUCGCAACACUGUCAUCCCCACCAAGAAGUCCCAGAUCUUCUCCACCGCCUCUGACAAUCAGCACACUGUCACCAUCCAGGUAUUCGAAGGUGAACGACCCAUGACCAAGGAUAACCACAUCCUAGGAAAGUUCGACUUGACUGGCAUCCCCCCUGCCCCCCGUGGUGUCCCUCAGAUCGAGGUGACUUUCGAGAUCGAUGCCAACGGUAUCCUGCAAGUGUCUGCUGAAGACAAGGGCACAGGAAACAAGGAAAAGAUUACCAUCACCAAUGACCAAAACCGUCUCACUCCUGAGGAUAUUGAGCGCAUGAUCAAGGACGCAGAAGUGUUCGCCGACGAGGACAAGAAGCUGAAGGAGCGAGUCGAAUCUAGGAACGAACUCGAGUCCUAUGCCUACAGUCUCAAGAACCAGAUUAACGACAAGGAAAAGCUUGGAGCCAAGCUUUCCGAUGAAGAUAAGGAAAAGAUGGAGGAAGUCAUUGAAGAGAAGAUCAAAUGGCUCGAGGACAACCCCGAAGCAGAGGCUGAGGACUACAAGACUCAAAAGAAGGAACUGGAAGACGUCGUCCAGCCAAUCAUCUCUAAGCUUUACCAACAGAGUGGUGAGGCGCCUCCUCCAACAGAAGACGAAGAAAAUUAUGAAAAGGACGAGUUGUAGGUUUUAUAUGGGGGCAUUAGACGUACCAUAAUUUAUUCUCCUUAUGAACGGGGGAGCAUAUUGCAUGGAAAAAUUAGUUUUUCAUCUUCAUCAUGUUAAUAUAGUACUCAGCUAGUUGUCAUCUCAUCUGUGUGAGAGUUGGGUAAAUAAGGAAAGGCAUUUUUUUCUGUAUGUUUCUGCACAAUUUCAUUCCAAGUGUGAAUGCAAGAGAAUGUAUGCUUUCUAUAAUAAAUUAUAAAAUCUUUA